Messenger RNA from Exophiala aquamarina CBS 119918, 393 nucleotides. RefSeq lists its product as uncharacterized. NCBI's taxonomy places the organism in Eukaryota, Fungi, Ascomycota, Eurotiomycetes, Chaetothyriales, Herpotrichiellaceae. The record is from RefSeq and is a predicted model, not a curated record. The coding region runs from base 1 to 393 and encodes 130 amino acids. The transcript has 2 exons.
AUGAACACUCUCACCAAUCACGCCACAUGUACGAUCAUUUUCUGCUUCGUUGGGGCCGUGAUCUGUUUUAUCUUCGCUCUCCUGCGAACACUACAUAAGGUAUCCUAUAUGGCAGUCUUUGCGUCCAUAUCAAUUCUGACCGCGAUAAUUGUCACUAUAGUUGCCGUCGGGAUCGAAGCCCCUUAUCCCCACGCCUAUGCCACCAUAGAACCACCCCUGAUCUCCGGCUUCGGCGCCACGCUAAACAUCAUCGUCUCCCUGUCCGGCCACAUCGCCUUCUUCAGCUUCCAGUCGGAGCUGGCCAACCAGCGCGAAUAUCCUAAGGCCCUCUUCAUGCUCCAAGGCACCGACACGCUUCUAUACCUAAUCGUCGCCGUGGUGAUUUGUCGCUAA